AUGUGCAGGAUCUUUUGCUCGGUUCGAGAGGGGAGUCCAGUGGGGACGGAAGUGGAUUACAACGGGCCUCAAUCUCGACCCCUUGUCUUCAAUCCCAAUCCCUCGGGACGAGGAGUCGUGUCUGUGAAAAUCGUGGAGGACGAGGGAUUGUUCGACGUUGCACCGAGUGUCAUCACGGGGGAAAGUGGAGAACUCAGCAUCCGAGUCAAGGACUCCGCCCGACUCGACUAUGAAACCACAACCAAAACCACUUUUAAGAUCGUGGCAUCCAGAGCGGAUUCGGAGCUACCUCUUUCGGCGACAGCGGAGGUCACAGUGUACAUCGAGGAUGUCAACGACAAUCCGCCGGUGUUCAAGAAGACUCGAUACGUGGCCCAGGUCCCCGAGAAUGCCACCCUCGGCACCCUCAUCACCCAGGUGUCGGCGACGGAUGGGGAUAGCCCGGACACGCCCUUUGGGCAGGUCAUGUAUUCCCGAUUGACGGGGCCGGUGGGGGAAAAGUUGGCACUGGAUCCCCUGUCCGGGGUCAUUUCCGUGGCAACCAGGAAUCCGGGAUUCGACCGGGAGUCCAUCCCCGAAUUCAAAGUGACCGUGGAAGCCGUGGACGACAACGGACGGGGUAACGCGGCCAUGGCGGAGGUCCUCAUUCAACUCCUGGACGUCAACGACUCUCCGCCCAAAUUCCCCAGGUCGUACUACGGCGGCGUCCUCAAUCCCGGCAUGAACUCUUUGAAAACGCCCGUCAUCGUCCAGGCGACGGACGAAGACGAAGGAGACAACGGGAAAAUCCGCUACGAGAUCGUGUCGGGGAACGCCAACAACAUGUUCAACAUCAACUCCGCCACCGGCGAGGUGACGGUGGAUCCACGAAAUUACCGGAAGGAGCCCCUCCAAGACGAGGAAAAUUACGUGUACGAACUCAUAGUUCGCGCCUACGAUCUCGGGACGCCGAGCCUAAGCGGGACGGUGAAAGUGGAGAUCUUCACACAAGAAAUUUUCGAUCGGACCAUGAGGUUCAAGCUCCCGCAGACGGUGCAGGACAUUCGACGGAAUCAGUCGGCAUACGAAAGCAUGCUUCUGGCUCUCACGGGCGGGAAACACAUCACCAACUUCCAGGUCUCGCCUUUCAGUUCGCUCAAUCCGGAUGCGGAAGAGAUCAACGGAAUGGAUAAAGAUCAAGGUCCCCAAGCCAGCGGACGCGAUCCCAGGAUAGUGAGACUUCGAUGGUCGAACAUCGUGUGCAUGAUACCUGAAAAUAGUUUAUCCAAGUACGACGGUCGGGAAUCCACGAGUUUCUGCUACUGCGUAUGUAGGAGCAUGGUGACAGCGGUGGUGAGAUUGCCGACGGAGGCAAUCGUGGAUGUGGAUGCUAUUGCCGCCAUACUCGCCUCGGGAUCCGGCAACAGACCCGACGUGACGAGACUGCAAGCAGCUAACACUGAUCUGCAAGCCAUCAUCGUCGCCCUAGCUGUCGUCCUCGUCCUCAUUGUUCUCGGACUCCUCUUCUUCUUCACCUACUAUCGGAGGAAACAAGUGGAGAGGGAGAAGCUGCAGAGGAUCCGGGACGAGGAGAUCCAGACGAUGACAGGGGAACAUUCCGAAGGGCCCCAUCAUCUCAGCGAUCGACAUCCAGGAGAGAGGGGGUGGAGUCCAGACGGUCGACCCAGAUACCACCGGGUGAGGAGUCCGACGUAUAAGGACAGAGCCCGUGGACAGGGUGUACCUGGGGAUAUCCUAACUCCCGUCGUCACUCACGAAAGAGACGAGAUUCGUGUGGGAAGAGGAGGAGAUGGAGAAAGACGAGUAUUUGUCAUUCGAAAUCGAGAGGGGCUUGGAAUCAGAGACCCCGACCACCUGAGAGAAGGUGAGACAUAUGUCCUUGAGGACCUGGAAGACGAAAGAGGCAGUCAUAGGGACAUUGAUGGACGCCCAGGUCACGGUCCUCCUCAUGGACGAUUCUCCCAAAUCGGAGAUGCAGAGGUUCUGACCCUGGAUACUCCUCCCAAAGGACGAAACCGAGGAAGAGAUGGCUCUGUAUUUGUCUCUAUGGAUGAAUAUGAGAGACAUCGAGGCCAGGAGAGAGGAGGAAGAAGAGGGAUGUCACAAGAGAAGAGUGGAAAAGAAAUGAUCAUGCAUCGCUUCAUGAAUGGAGGAGAGGAGGAAGAAGCGGGAGAGGAAGACAGGGAAGACGAGAGUUAUGAAGAUGAAGACGAUGAAGAUGGUGAAGGUGGAAAAUAUGGCAGGAGGAGGAAGAACAAGCGUUUCAUCCAUACACCCAUUGCUGAGGAGACCAUGAGUGCAUUGGAAAUGGAGAUGAGAGAAGGACGUAGGAGGAGUCGAGAAAACAAUAUGGAAACCGUACCCGAAGAAAACCUAGAACAACUGCAACAACGAAAAGGGGGGCAGCAACAGCACUCGGAUGAGCCCCCAAGGACACCAUCCCCAAAUUUUGGAUACAAUGACACCAAGUCGAGCAAAUUGAGGAGAAGAAACAGCAUUGCCAAAGUGGGAGAAGACGAAGAUCCUUUCAUUCAUUCCCAUGGUCCAAGGAGCAGCAUGCAAAACAUAUUAGAAUAUCUGAAACGCAAUGAAAGAGACUUAGCUGCAGCAACUAAUUCGGCUCGAGGGGGUCGGCGUCGAAGGAACAGCGUGGCUGGCUUUGAAGGAUCUGGGAGAAUAGGGAGGAGGAAAAGCAGCUUCCGGAGAGCGGGGAGUGUUCGAAGCAUGGAAGACCUUCCAAUUCGACGUUAUUCCUCCCAGUCGCACACACGUGCCGGUUCCUCUAAUAUCCACAAAGGUAGAGUAUCACGACCUAGAUCCUUUCAUGUUGGGUUCCAGGAUGAUGGGAAGAAGAUGAAAGAAGAAGACAGUGGGAGAAGAGAGGGAGGGAGGUCGUCCAAGCCUCGUGGAAAAUUAAAUCGAAAGGUGUCCAGAAGUAUGGAUGAGAAACUGGAUUCUGUAACAGGCGCAGACUCCAGCACUAGUACAAGUGGCGGUGAAACCCGUCAACAGAGGCAGUAUUACAGGAGGUCCAGCACAACAACGAGAGAAGAGGAGAAUAAAGUGGGAGAAUCAGAGAUUGCAGAAAGUGCUCGACGACGACGAGAAAGACGUCGGAACCAACAUCUCUUCGAUGUGAGACAUGAGAGCCUGGAGCGACAACGCAAGCCGGCGCCCUUGGGUCCCAGGAGGAGCAAAGAUACGAAUGACAUUGAUUAUGGACAUAGUGAGGAUAGAAAUACCCCGGGGUCCAGUGACAGCCAACAAGACAUCAAUGACACGGCCCAAGAACGGCAUCGGAGUCGGCGUCAAGAGCAGGUUCUCCGAAAAGAAACCCCUGCAUCGACUUCAGGUCGACCGAGGGGGUUACCAAAGGAGAGAGCAGAAGAUAUCGUCAGUCAGGCUCAGAGGCGUAAUAAAAUGAAAGGAAAAUCUGGAACUGGGAAGGAAGAAAAUUUAUCUGAUGACGUUAAGAUAUUAAGAAGUGCCGAUGGUCGGGGAAGACGGACCAAGGACAGAGCUGCCCUCGACAUCCUCGACGGCCAGAUCAGAUUGGGGAUGGUCGAAGAUGACCACGACCACGAUCACGAUCACGAUAGUGGGAUAUCAAGUGUUGGGGGAAGGGGCAGUCUUCGAGAUUCCCGCCGGAACCGUAUGCUAGAGAAGAAAAGCAUUUUCUCCAUUGCAUACGAUGAAGCCAAAAACAAGCACAUCAAUGAGAUCACUGAAAGAAAGUCUCCUCAGACAUAGUUUUUUCUUUACUCCUAAGGGUCGCAUUUCAGAUCUCUCUCCCCCCCCCCCCCCUCCCCCCAAAAAAUCUCUCUCUCGGCAUUUCCCAAUGAUCAAACUUCCCC
This is a messenger RNA of Darwinula stevensoni, 3854 nucleotides long. Lineage: Eukaryota; Metazoa; Arthropoda; Ostracoda; Podocopida; Darwinulidae. The record is from the annotation of a GenBank genome assembly.